This is a messenger RNA of Anopheles coluzzii, 4459 nucleotides long. RefSeq names its product interferon regulatory factor 2-binding protein-like B (gene Pits). Gene Ontology annotation, molecular function: transcription corepressor activity. Gene Ontology annotation, cellular component: nucleus. The record is from RefSeq and is a predicted model, not a curated record. The transcript has 5 exons. The coding region runs from base 1308 to 3110 and encodes 600 amino acids. NCBI's taxonomy places the organism in Eukaryota, Metazoa, Arthropoda, Insecta, Diptera, Culicidae. Gene Ontology annotation, biological process: regulation of transcription by RNA polymerase II.
CAAAAUGGACGGCAUUUGUUUGUGUACGUCGGUCGCGGCACAACGUCGUUUCGCUUGCUGCUCGUGUCACAACGGUGAAUUUUACCAAGAAGAGUUUUCAAUCUGCACUCCAAUCCGCGCUCCAGGUGAAAGAAGGUUGCCUGAAAUUCGGGCAGCACGGAAGUUUGUCUCACCGUUCAACACUCACGGACGUGAGGGCGUUAUUUUUUUUUGCUAAAAGUGCGUUAAUUUCUGCAUGAGAAAUUGUAAAGUACAGUUAUUCGGUGGAUUUUGCGGCAGCCUGUAUGUGUGUGUGAAGUGUGUAUGAGCGAGCGAGAAGCAGAGUGGUGGUGUGGUUGAAUUUUCAAUAACGGAUCGCGCAAGGAGGCAAUUUAAAGGUGCGAAAAAUCAAAACCGCGAUUGAAAGAAAGUAAAAAAAAUUAAAGGUGUAAAUUGUACAGUCUCACAAGCUGUGCCAAAACAAAAAGGUAGCCCUUACCGUCGGCUCGAUUGCUGUGUGGCGUUUUUCGGUGGUUAAAGUUAAAUUGAAGAAGUUUAAGCUUUUUUGUUUAUGCUGUGAAAAGUGAAGCUAAAAACAAAGGAAAACAAGCAUUUUAUACGAACGAGAAAGUUUGCAUUUUGGUACGAUCAAACAGAAGCGGAAAUUCAAUUGUCCCGUCGGCAAAUUGAGCGUCCUAUCAAAAUUGGGAAAACAAAUAAUGAAAGUGUUUGGUGGUGUUUUUUAAUUUAACUAAAACAAGUUAAAACCCGUUUUUACACCUCAAUUUAUUGAUGCAUUUCAUCUACGAAAGCAAAGUGUCGUUGUAUGCGUGUGCGUUUAAAUGUCCAACUACCGACGGCAACUGGGAAGAAAGUCAACACGAAGUAAACGUGUAAGUUAGAAGCGGGUAAAUACGGUGGCGUGAAAAACAGAGAAAUAGGAAAUUGUUCCCAAAACUCCUCCAGCGAUGGAUAGUUUUCGUGCGACGGCAAGCGAAGUUACCGACGGGAUGAUAUAAACGAUGACACCGCAGGCCAAAAACAGGUUCUCGUGAGCUCGCCAACGCUCCAAAACGGUGCGAUUUUCCCUCCGGCUGGGCGAGCCUUUUUGAAUAAGUCGUUGUGAGGGUCAGUGCUGCCGGAGUCGGUUGAAAAGCGAAGAGGAAAAGUGUCGUUUGUUUGUUGGUUGGUUGCUGGAAAAGUACAAGCGAGUUUCCCCGUGGGGAAGGAAAUAGUGUCGCGCAGACAGAGAAGAAGAGAGGCGGAAGCGUUGGGCAGUUUUUGGAAAAAUCAAACAUUACACGCACAGCGUUAAACUCCGUCACAAUAUGUCGGUGCAGGCAAAGAGGCAACACUGCUACCUGUGCGAUCUGCCCCGGAUGCCGUGGGCCAUGAUACACGACUUUUCCGAGGCGGUGUGCCGCGGGUGCGUCAACUACGAGGGGGCCGACCGGAUCGAGCUCGUGCUGGACACGGCCCGCCAGAUGAAGCGCAUCCAUUCGGCCGCCAGCGGUGGCGGGGCGGGCGGUGGCAGCGGCGGCGUUGGCGUUGGCGCUGGCAGCAGCAGCGGCAAGCGGGGCCACGAGAACGGCGAACUGUCACACCGGUCCGUGCCGACGGCCGCCGGUCCCCAUCACUACUCCGUCCGGACCGGGCCGAACGGGUCGACGCUGGUCGAUUUCGCGCCCAAGCACGAUCCGCACGACAUUGCGAGCGUGCGGGCGGGCGCCCGGAUGCAGCAGCACAUGCCGCCGCACCACAUGGCACCGCACGGUGCCGGCCGGCAGCAGGUACCGCCGGCCCUGUCCGUCAAUCUGAAGCGCCCGCCGCCGGACGACGACGACCAUCAGAUGGAGGGCCCGACGGGCAGUGCGAAGCGCGGUGCCGGGGACGAUCCGACCGUGGCCAUUCAGCGGCCACCGCUGACGCGGGGCGAAUCGCUACCGGCCGUCCCGUUCGUGCCGGACCGUCAGCCAACGUACAAGGAUAAGCACCCGUUGCGGACCGGGUCGUUCGAUACAUUCAAGCCGCUUGACCAGAAACAACAAAAUGUGGGGAUUUUUGUGAACGCCCCAGUAAUGCCCCGAGUCUAUCCGAACGUGAUACCGAUCGCGCCCGCAUCGAUGGGUGGCGGUGGCGGCGGCGGCGGCGGAGGGGUUGGCGGUGGCGGCAGUGGCGGCGAUGGCACGCCACCGGCCCCGUCCGUCGCGCCGUUGCAAAGCCCGAUGGCGAACCUAAUGUCGAUCACCGAAACCCUACCGCCCGGCAGCCCCCGGAAUGGGCCAAGCCCGCCGGGUCCGCCGCCACCGCGGACAGCUUCCCGUGGCUCACAGCACUCGCCGAACAGUUCCGGCUCCUCCAGUGGACGAAGAUCUUCCGGCUCUAGGCACGUGUCCAGCACGACCGUUACCUCGUCGGAAGCGCAGCAACCGAACUCGUCCCUGCCGGGCAGCGGCGGAUCGACGACACCGAACGGUGGGAGCGCGGGCGGCCCGAACGGAGGCAACGCGGGCACCCCGCCCGUACCGAUGGGUCCGCUCGGCCCCGGUCAGCAAAUGUCCCAGCAAGUACCUCCACCACCGCCCCAGUCCCAGUCGCAAUCGCAACCGGGCGGACCGCCGGACGGUGUCCCUCCCGGUCUCGGUGGCGGCAGUGCCGGUCCCGGUCCGAACCCGGCCGGUCCAAAUGCAAGCCCCGCACCGCCCGGUAGCGCCGGACCACCCGGCAGCGGUAACGGUGGACCACCGGGCAGUGGUGGAGCGGGAGGGCCGCCCGGAGGCCCCGGUGGGCUCCCGCCGCCGCCGCCCGGCUCGGGAGCGACCAAUGCACCACCGGGCACGGGUGGACCGCCCCCGGCACCGGCCCCGAACCCGACGCUCAAGUGCACCCUGUGCCAGGAGCGGCUCGAGGAUACGCACUUCGUGCAGUGUCCGUCGGUUGGACACCACAAGUUCUGCUUCCCCUGCAGCCGGGAGAGCAUCAAGCGACAGGGCUCCGGUGCGGAAGUGUAUUGUCCGAGUGGGGAAAAGUGUCCGCUCGCCAACUCGACGAUACCGUGGGCGUUCAUGCAGGGCGAAAUUGCGACCAUUCUGGGCGAAGAGCUGAAGGUAAAGAAGGAGCGCGAAACGUAGAGAAGUCGGUACACCGUUGCCAACAGUGUCGCUGUUCCGGCGUGCACGGGAAGAUACACCACAAACACCAACGCCACCACGCCCACCAACACAAAUGGUGGUGGCAGUAGGAGCAGGAGCAGCAGCAGCAGCGGCGGCGGCGGCGGUGGCGGCGGUUCCAUGUCCGUGGAAGGUGAACCGGUGCCAUCGGUUGCGGUGGGCCCGGCUGGCCGCUAUCACCCAUCGGUCGAUGAUGCGUACGAUGACGACGACGACGAGGAUGAGGACGAUGAGGACGCGGUGCGCAUUUGCGAGGACGAUGAUGGAGCGGAUGUGCGAAGCAUCGUGCGUGAAGAUAGGGAAUCACCGGGCGAAGAUCCGGACCUUGCUUACCAGCGUCCGAUAGCCGCUGGUGGCUACUCUGGUGGCGGAAGGGCCGAUAACGACCAUCCGGCGGUACGAUCACAUCCGAUCGAAACUGCUCAGCAGCGGCAGCAGCAGCAAUCAUGGGAAACGGAUUUCUAUCAACAAUCGCCGCAACCACACCCGCCCUCGAUUCCCCAGCAACGCUACGAUCGUCAGCUCCGAUCGCAUCGACAUCUGCGCCAUCAACACCAUCACCAGCAGCACCAGCAGCAGCAGCAUCAUCGUUGAAACCGUGCUGCCCGUCGACGGUGCGUUCCUUCACUUGUGAUGUGAUGUGUGCCCCGGCCGGUUGAUGAUGAUGAUGACUUCACCCGGGCACCAAGGCCUACAGUGCUAAAUUAUGUUGGACAACGGAAUGUGUGCAAACAAGGCAAACGAGACAAGCGCGGUGGCACAAUGUUGCACGGAAGCGUAUUUGUUCGCUUGGUUUUAUAAAAACCGAACGCAAACGAGCACCUUCCACACACACACACGCGCGCAACACGCUGUGUUGGAGAUUGUAGAUAGAGUGGUUUGGAGAAGGAUGUACGCUCCGCCCAGCGCUGGCGGAGCAGAAAUCUUUUUGGUAGUUUUUAAUGGAACUCGUUUUUAAAUUGUUCUGUGGGCGUACGCGCACUCACACAAAAAAACAUAACCCCACGGAGAGAAGAACGUUGGUGAGGAGGGAGGGGGGGUACGUAGGAUCCGGGAAUUGAGGAUCGAAAUUUGUACAUAGAUUUUUGAACAUUUGGAACUACACGCACAUCAAGUACGUGCGUGUGUGUUUGUGUAUAGUAUCCGAUCGACUGAUCGAUUGAUCGAUCGGUCUCGAUGAAGUUAGUAGGGAUUAUAAGGAUGCUCCGUUUCACAACUGCGUUUGGAUAGCAAUUAACAGUAACAAUCAACCGGAAUAGAGAGCACGUUUCUUUCCGCUCAACAACAACAACAACAACAACAGCACCAAC